Acaromyces ingoldii is the source of this 832-nucleotide messenger RNA. RefSeq lists its product as hypothetical. The record is from RefSeq and is a predicted model, not a curated record. Lineage: Eukaryota; Fungi; Basidiomycota; Exobasidiomycetes; Exobasidiales; Cryptobasidiaceae. The coding region runs from base 240 to 752 and encodes 170 amino acids. The transcript has 2 exons.
GCACUGCACUUGUGCCAGAUGAGCGUGCGUUCGACCCCAACUACCUCGUCCGCCUCGUCGAGCGCUAUGUCGACCUGGACAUCGGCGACGCCGGUCUCAGCAGUGACGAGGAAAGGACAAAAGUGACGACAGUGCCAAGGGGAGGCGCUCGUGCCUGGCUGGUCGAGAGACACCUCCUCGACGAGUGUCCGCGGCUGUAUGCGACCGUCUCAGACGUGCGGAGCUUCCAGCACUACCUGAUGCACAUGCGCACAAGGGGUGCCCCUAUCAAAUUUUCCAAGGACCAGUACAAUGCACCGACUUGGAUCUUUCUCCAGGUACCAAAGACGGGGUCCACACACGGAGAUCUGGCUCCAGGCAGCCAGCAGCAGUCCGUGACUCAAGCUGGGAAUCAGCAGCGGGAAAAGCCGCCGGCGCGCGUUUGCAUCCCUGCCAAGCUCUGCUCGCAGGAAACGGAGAACAAGCGGUUCCUACCGCUGAUCCAGGCCAUCAAGGCAAACGUCGAGGCGCCGAGAAACGUCGCUGAAGCAGCAAAGGUCCUCGACACACUCGAACGGCUCGAUGCCGGCAUCUUUGCGCGAGAGCGCUGCUCGGGCCUCAAACAGCUUCUCAAGAUUGCACGCGUGCAUGGCAUCGAUGUCUGUUGGCAGCAAUUUCAGGGUGUCAUCACCGACAUCGGCCUCAGUGAAGCGUCUAUGGCUUCUCUUGCCCCUCCUCAUUUCCCUCCGCGUGGCGUUGAUCUCAAGUUCUGAUGCCAGCUUCACACCUCCCCCACACCAUGUUACCUUUCCUUUCGACUCUACCCUUUUUCUCUUAGCGCCUCCGUAGCGCC